Molecule: messenger RNA, 6603 nt
Organism: Trichoderma aggressivum f. europaeum
Lineage: Eukaryota; Fungi; Ascomycota; Sordariomycetes; Hypocreales; Hypocreaceae
Exons: 1
Coding region: 1-6603 (2200 amino acids)
Molecular function (GO): protein binding
Source: RefSeq, a predicted model, not a curated record
AUGGACCAAUCAUUUGAGAUUAUUACACCCGGAGAUUCGCUGGCUGCAGACAAUGGUGACAUUGUUAUGCUGAGCCGUGAUGACGUGAGCGAUUUCAACGAAGAGAAUAUCCUGCCUCAACCGCCUGAGACUCUUAACAAAAUCAAGCAAUGGCUUUGUCCAACGGACUAUGCUGCUGUCAAUGGAGAAUUCUAUAAGCACUUGAGAUCCCAUGUUGCCGGAACGGGUGACUGGCUCUAUUCGACGGAUGCCUUCAAGCAAUGGCACGAUUCAGAAGCCGAGGGGAUACUUUGGCUCAAGGGCAUCCCCGGUUCAGGAAAGUCUGUCCUCGCGGCAAGAUCAAUUCAGCGACUGCAAGAGGAAGACGCUCCAGUUCUCUAUUUCUUCUUCCGCCAGAUCAUCCGCGCCAAUUAUGAGCCAACAGCUCUGCUACGAGACUGGCUUGUCCAGAUUCUACCCUACAGCCCGCCGCUCCAAGCCAGACUCAAGGAGUACCUGGACGAGCGCCGAACAAUUGAGACGCUGUCCAUUACGGAAAUGUUCAGAGACCUUCGAUUGGCGUGCACAUAUGUGCCUAAGGUUUACUGCGUUAUAGAUGCUCUCGAUGAGAUGAACCUUGGCAAUGACCACUUCCUGCAUGAGUUGGCCAAAUUCUCAUCGUGGCAGCCGCCCAAGAUGAGAAUGAUUAUAACGAGCAGACCAGUGCCUGCGGUUGAGAUACCACUUAGACCUUAUCCGACGGUCCAAAUUCACCUCCAGGAACAGCUGGUGGAUCAAGAUAUUGCGGUCUAUCUACAACGACUGCUAGCUGGCUCUGGCAUUCCUGGAGAUGAUCAAAACAAGAUCCAGCAAGCAAUCCUUGAAAAAGCUGGCGGAAUCUUCCUUUACGCCAAGUUGGUCAUGGAACAAAUCAUGGAACAAGGUGCCAACAUAGAGCACAUUCUUGAGACUCUACCCGCCAAUCUCAAUGUCAUGUACACCAGUCUUCUGAAAGAGCACUCCCAGAGGUCUGGCAUACCGCACCAUGUACAGCUCUUAGUUCUGCAAUGGGUGACUCACGCAAAUCGCCCGCUCCGACUCCUUGAGAUGGCAGAAAUGCUCAGCGUGACACGUCAACUGGAUGGUAUACAUGAGCUCAGAGAAGCCAAGGAUAUCAUCCGUGCCAUCUGCGGAUCGCUUUUGGAGAUUCUCCCCGACGAGACUGUCUCUGUUGUACACCACUCUCUCACCGAAUUUCUAAAGGGUCAAACACGCUCUGUUGCUCAGGAGCAUCCAGCCGAUGAGUACAGCUUGCUUGAAUCUGAUACAACUCACCUCAGGCUAGCUCUCGCAUGUCUAUCUUACCUUGAUGCAGGGUGCCUGGACAGCUAUGAGAUUAUGGAGAAGAGCAAAUUGAGAAACGAGAGGUGGAAACAUAAGGGACUCAACCAAAAUACGAGACUAGAACACCCUUUUGCCGAGUAUGCCGUCUUCAAUUGGCAUUUACACAUAACCAAGGCUGGGUUAUUAGCCAGAGGUCAACCAGAGCUAUUUAAACUGCUGGACAAUUUUCUCCAAGGGAACCGCUUUCUCGUCUGGCUGAGUCUAGAGUGGCCGAAUUGCGAAUUCGGUGACAUGUCUCCUCUACAUGUCGCUGCUUAUCUCAAUCUGACGGAUUACAUGCGGGAGCUUCUGGAGAGGCCAAACGCCAACGUCAAUGUUCUCAAUGAGAUGGAAGAGACUCCCAUCUACUGGGCUGCGUAUAAUGGACACGAGGAAGCAGUCAGGCUUCUCCUGCAGCACGGCGCCGAGCCAAACAAAUACAACGCUACUGGCUUGACGCCAUUACACGAAGCCGCAAUUCGAAACUACGCAGCAGCAGCACAGGCCUUGUUGGCUGCUGGGGUUGAUCCCCUGACUCCUAGGACAGAUCCUCAAGCCGAACGUUACCAUUAUCCCGAGCGCAGGUCCACUGGCCGGACGCCGCUCAAAUAUGCCUGCAAGAAUGGGCAUGAUGAAGUCGUAGCCAUAUACCUGCCCUUUAUCAAAGAUAUUAACGUCGUGUAUGGCGCAUUACAUUCGGCGGCGAAGGCUGGCCAGGACAAAGUCGUGGCGUGUAUCCUGAGGCACCCAGGCAUAGAAGCAGACGCCUUCGUUUCCUAUAACACGGCAUUAUACUAUGCUUGCGAGGCAGUCAGCCCUCGGACUAUCGAAGUCCUUCUGAAAGCUGGAGCCAAUCCAAAUGUCUUGACUGAGCCGGAAUUCUAUCAACGCCUUAGCAUAAUACAUGGUGCAAAGGGCCUGGACCCGAAUGGUUCAGAGCGCAUGCUUACAGCUCUUCACUUGCUGUCCAGCAGUAUUGCAGGGAACAGUCGACCAAGCGUGGACUAUAUACAGAAAUGUUUUGAGCUAGUUCAGGAGGUUGGGGUCGAUCUAGAGGUUCGAGACCUCGAAGGCAAGACGGCUCUGCACAGCUUGUUCUCGGGCCAAGCUUUUGUGUCAUCCGAAUCAGUGUUUGCCAUGUUACGGCUACUUCUCAGGGCGGGCGCUGAUGCGAACACAACGUGCGAUAAGGGAGAGACACCACUGCACGGGAAUCCCACCAGCAAAGAUGCUGUCCGUCUGCUCAUCGAAGAGGGCGGCGCAGACAUCAAUAAGCGACGAACUUCGGAUGGUAGAACACCGCUUUUGUGUAUUCUCGCUACUCAGUCGCCGGAAACAUCGUUGGAAUUCUUAUCCUUUGGUCCAGACUGUAAUGUCGUGGAUAAUGAUGGCAAUGGCGCUCUUCACGUUGCCUUGGGCUGUCGACAUACAAAUCGCGAUCUAAUUCUUGCCCUCCUGGCACAGGGAGCCGACCCAAAUCUGAAGAAUCACAGCGGUCAAACGGCAUUGCACAUUGAGGGCGAAUUUGGGCAUGGGCAAGAGCAGUUGAUUAGGCUCUUGGUGGAAUCCGGCGCAGACCUUGAGGCCCGAGAUAAUAACGGCUGUACACCUUUAUUCAAACGAGUGAGCUCAUAUUUCCACGUUGAAGAUCGCCGUUCAACCGAUGUUCUCAAGACCCUUGUGGAAUUGGGAGCGAAAACCGAUUGCCGCGACUACAAGGGCCGAACUUUGCUCCACGAAGCGUCCCGCUGCGAUGCUCACGAUCGAUUCAAAUACUUCGUGGAUCUGGGAGUGAACCCGCUUGCACAAGAUGAAGCAGGGAAUACCAUGUGGCACGAAGUAAUUUACACUCGGGCUUACCCGGCUCAACGCCUUUCUUGGCAUAAGAGCAAUGGUCCACCAAUUCCAGAUAUAUAUAAUCUCCUGAUCGAGAGUAGAGUUGAUCCCGACCAAGCCAACAAUCAGGGAAGAACCCCUCUACAUAUUGCCUCCGGUAUAGAGACUGAGGCAGUUGACAGCCGAUAUGAAAAGACCCCAAUCAAUUACUUGUUGAGUGUUUGCAAGAACCUGAGCCCGGCCGACAGCGAUGGCAUAACGCCCCUCCACUUGGCUGCGACUAUCUCCGAGUAUCACGUCGCGGCACUCCUCAGAGCUGGGGCCAAUGUAGCAGCUGUGACUCUUGAUGGGCUGACUCCAUUGCACCUCGCAGUUCGCGCUUGUCAGUCAAAUAUUGUUGGCAUGCUUCUUGAUAAAGUCGAGAGAGAUGGUUCUUCAAAUGGUUCAACUUUCGUUAAUCAUCGGGAUAACAGUGGACGAACAGCUCUUCAUUACGCAUGCAGAUCCGGACGUCCAGAGGCAGUAGCGUUCUUACUCGCAACAGGAGCCGAUGUUAACAUCCGGGCCAAGGAUGGUAUAACACCACUACAAGAAUGUACCAAAUUUGAAAGCGAGCUGGAACUCUGGAGAGGCUGUGGUUCGGCCGCCGACAGAUAUCAACGUCUCCAAGCCGCAGGACUUAAGCUUGGCGAUGAAACACGCCCAUUCCUGCGUAGGCUUGAUGAACACAUACAGGAAGACAAAGAAAUACCCCCUGAGCAUACUUCAAGUCGCCUUGACGAGAUAUUAGACAUGUUAGUCGAUCACGGACUAGACGUUCAUACAACAGAUACCUCCGGACGGAACCAGAUUCAAGAAGCCAUCAGUCUUAUCAAGGGCCCAACAAUGUGCUAUACCAUAAGAUGCUUCUUGGCUCUGAUCAAUAAACUGGAUCCACACUUAUAUAAAGGCGAGAUUGAGUCUCUUUCGAGCCUUCGGGAGCAGGCGCAGUCAAUGGUGGUACCUCAAGAACCCGAUCAUCAAUGUAAUCAUAUACACUGCCACGACUCUGAGCCUGAUAAGCUAUUAAUGUCACGAGAAUACAGUCGCUUCGAACAGGCCCAUCAAGAAGGUGCGGAUUUGGCGCAACCAAGCCGCGCAAAUGGUACCCCGUGGCAUAGUUUAGUCCGUGGAGGAUAUGGGAUGCUCCUCGAGAAGAUCUGCACUGGCGAGGUUGUGAAACACUUUGAAGAUGAGAAAUGGUGCAAGAAGUGGAUGAAGGGUUUUGCAAAGCGUAGCCAUCCCUAUGGCCGGCAUAGCAUCAGCUCGCUCUUGAUUGCUGCAUGCAGCAGCAGAACGCCUAAUAUGGAGGUGGUCAAAGUGCUCGUUGAGACCUUUAAAGCCGAUGUAAAUGCGCAAAGCCCUACAGAGAUCAUGGACCUAAUAGAUGGGCAGAUAGUACCAGGGGAGAGUGCGCUUCACAUCUUGGCCAGAGGUCACCACUGGUGGCAGGUUCACCAAGCACUUCCUUAUCUCGUCAGUCAUGGAGCCAAUGUCAACUUGAAAGAUCAAAUCAAACGGACGCCUCUGCACAUCGCAUUAGAGAUGGUUCCAGGAAACACUCCCAGGGUGCCUUCUUUCCAAGAGGAAGCAGCUCGAAUCCUUGUCAGUGCCGGUGCAGAUAUUCACUCAAGCGACCACAUGGGCAAAAGCUGUCAGACUCUUGCGGUUAGAAACAGCAAUCCCAGAAUGCUUCAGAUUGUACUGCCAUCGGGAAGCGCAUUGGAUAUCUCAACUUUGUUCGUUGCAAUCGAAGAGUGUAACGUUGAGUUGUUUGAGCGACUGAUAUCAGUCGGCAUGGAUCUCAACAAGAGAUGCGACACCAAUGCUUCAGGAGACAAGCUUGGUCCAAUAAUUAGGGAUGGCGGCGCCACGAUUGAAGUGGAUGAGCUAUACGCGUUGCUACUCGUUGAUCAUAAAGCAACAACUCACGUUAAUGCCUCAAAUCACGGCCCCCUCUUCGGUAACCAUUUCGGUAAUAACACCACAAAUCCAGCUCAACCUGAUGAUGAUAAGUCGAAAUACAUUCGCAUGGUGGAGCUGCUUGUUUCUCACGGCGUGGACAUGUAUGCCAGGUUUAACAAGACCGUUCAAAAUACCAGUGCUUCUCUUGCGGUCAUGGCUUCCACGAAUAAGGCCAUCGACAGUUCUGAGAAUGGCAAGCCAGGCAAACAGCCUCCUCGAGGCCAUCACUAUGAAGACUGCACCGUCAUUCACGAGCUGUUAGAGACCAGCAAAUUUAUCCAAGACAUAAUUGACUGGAAAUCCCUCGACCUGGAACAUCGCGAUAGUAAAGGCAGGACAUUGCUUUUGGCAGCAUGCCGGAAUAAAACAGUCGCCGAUGUGACCGCUACGAAACUUGUUGAACUGAAAGCCGAUCUGUCAGCCCGGGACAGUGAGGGCAAAAACGCCCUACAUCACAUCUUCGAAUCUCAUGCACCGAAUGAAAUUUGCAAACACAACGAGGUAGUGAAACUGAUGCUAGCCAAGCGUCCGGAGCUUAUACAUGAAGAAGAUAAUAAAGGCAAUUUACCAAUCAACUACGUUCAGCCAGGUUUCUGCAAUCCGCAUAUGGGCUUCUUCCGAUCAGGACCUUGCAAAGACAUUGUCGAUAUCCUUCUAGAUGCGGGUUCAGACCCAUUGCAUCCGGACGCUGACGGCAAUUUCCCCAUUCAUUUCCUCGGUCACCGGCCGAAGCAUGCCUUGUUUCAGCGCUUCCUUGACAUGGGCGUUCCAAUCGACAUACGUAAUACCAAGAGUGGUAACACGCCAUUGUUCAAUUGGUUUUCUUCAGAACCAUCACACCUCGACUGGCCACGACCUGGCUUACAGAUCUCGCUUGCCGGUGGCAUCAACGCAGUCUUCCCAAACCCAGCUCUCUCGAGACCUCACCCAAGCAACAUCUACCCAUUCCCAACCGCAGUCCUCCCAGGAACAGUCACCCCAGGCACAAUCCUCCCAAACACGAACUUUCAAACACCAGCCCUACCAGGAGCAGUCACCCCAAGCGCGAACUUCGCAAGUCCGGCCUUUCUCAGAGCAGCCCUGCCACAACCAGUGCUCGCACCAGUGGAUAAAACCAAGCUCGAAGAUUUUGAACAAGAGCAGCUGGCAUUCUACGAAGAGGCAGGGGCAGAUUUCAUGGCUCGCAAUAAUGCUGGAGAGACUCUGUUGCAUACCUUGGCUGGCGCAUCGUUCCAAAGCAGUUAUGGCGGAAGGAGUAAAGACGACAUGACCACUGCUAGGUUCAAAUUUCUAGUUGCUAAGGGCCUUGAUCCUCAAGCUGAAGACGGAAGACAGAGAACGGCUAUUGACGUUGCUGUAGCAUGUGAUAACAAAGGGUUUCUAGACUUUUUUAAGAAGUGA